This is a messenger RNA of Rotaria sp. Silwood2, 1752 nucleotides long. The record is from the annotation of a GenBank genome assembly. Lineage: Eukaryota; Metazoa; Rotifera; Eurotatoria; Philodinida; Philodinidae.
AUGCCACCUAACCCAUCUCAGCUUCAACAGCACAUUGUGACAUCUAAUCAGUCUUAUCCACCUACCACCGACACGACCCAUCAUCAACCCCAUCAACCUAAUCAACAACAAUCGCAAAACAUUGUGAUGCCAAUGGAUGGUGAGUUCGAAAACAAUUUCACUUUAGUCAAACGAAAACAGAAGAGAUCAAAAAUUGAUCAUACACAUAAUGAUUCACCUUCGUCCUGCUCAACAACAUCAACAGCCAGCACCAACAGUUCAACUUCUUCAACAAAUACUAGUAGCAUUGACACCAAUAUUUAUCCAACUAAUUCUGAUCGUCCACAAACAAAGUCAAUUAAGACAUCUCGUCCUCAAACAGAUACAAAUAAUAAAAAUGUACCCAACACAAGAUAUAAUACAAAUGAAAUUUCACAAGAAGCUCGUCGUUAUGCAGAAACUCGUUAUCCAUUUCCUCCCUUCGUAAUUAAAUUCCAACAAGAUGUAGAUGAAAAGUCUACAAUUAAAAAUAUAAUGAACUACUUUACUGCCACCUACAAUGCUAAGAUAGUAUUGGCAGGUCAUCGUUUAAAGAACAAACGAGAAUUACUAUUGUUUGUGGAAAAUCGUGAAUCAUUUUCUUUUUUCUUCGAUGAUUGCAACUGGCCAACAACGAUUGAUUCAUUAGUAUAUGAAAAGACUCGACCAAAUCAUCUACCCCCUCAAUUUUCUGUUAUCCUUCGUAAUGUACCAACUGAGAAGGACAUUAAUCUUCUAUUAGAUUAUAUUAAAAAUGAUUAUCCGAACGUGAUAAAUGCAUUUCGAUUAUCCAACAAAAAUCAACUUCCAUCAACAAUUGUUCGUCUUGAUAUUACUUCGGUUAAAACUAUUGAUGAAUUAUUAAAUAAAAAAUCUAUUUAUAUUAAUAAUGUACGAUUACCUGUAACUGAAUACUUGGCUCCUGCCAAAGUGUUAAUCUGUUCGAAGUGUUUUCAAAUUGGACAUUUUCGAAGCACGUGCAAAAGUUUAAUUGAAUUUUGCAAAGUAUGUGGACGUGGUGUUGAUGAUAUUAAACAACAUAAAAAUGUUUGUAGUGGUAAACGAUGUUGUCUUAGAUGUACUGGUGAUCAUGAUUCAAAUGAUUAUAGAUGUCCUGAUAUUAAAACUUAUCGUGCUAUAUUAACAAAAUCUCUAUUAACUUCUGCUGGUCCAGUUAAUCAUCAUCAUAAUAAUUCAACAAAUUAUUGGUUCAAUGAUCAAGAUUUUCCCAUUUUAAAUGGUAAUCGUGGUAAUUAUCCUCGAAGUAAUGAAGCACUUGUUAGUACUGGUAAACGUAUCGAUGACUUGUUUAACAAGUUGAACAAAUUAGAAAAAAAUUUUGAUAGAUUACUUGAACUUAAUAAUAAUUCUUUAGAUCAACUUGCUCGUACACAACAAAUGCUGCUAAAACACGACCACGAAUUAAAUAUACAAAAACAUGAUAUUACAUUUCAACGAGAAUUUGUUAGUCAAUUUGUAUCUCCAAUUUGUCAAGUGCUGGUCGAUGUUAUUCCAACAUUAGUUAAACAAAAUGUUAUCAACGACAAAACUUUACUUUGCCCAUCAUUAACUGCUUGGAGUGAAAAACUGGCUAAUGAAUUACCGGUAUGGACAAAUCGUUUUUUACAAAAUGAAAAUAUUAAAGCCAAGCUUAUUAAUGAUUUUAACAUGUUAAACCAAAAUCCACAUACUGACUCUACCAACAGCAAUCUCCAUCUUCCUUCACCAUCAUAG